UUGUUUACUUGCAGGUGAUUCUAAAUCCUUUAAAGCCUCGCAUGUCUCUCUCCAAAGGUAUUUUAUCUAUCGUUAACAUCUGGGCACUGGCGUCUUGUUUCUCUGUGCCUCACGCUAUUUACCAGACGUUGUUUCACUACGUGUACAGAGAGAAGAUCAUCAGGAUUCAUUGCGUCCCCGCUUUUCCAAAGUCUUCAGAAGUCUUCAGAAGAUACUUCAACCUGUCAACCUUCACGCUGUUCUACGUCCUGCCGUUGGUGGUGAUCACCGUAGCCUCCUCCGCGGUGAGCAAGAAGCUAUUGGUGAGGGAAACCAUUGGUGCCGUCACAGAAGCUGAGGCCGCCGUUCAACGCUGCAGGAAGAAGAGGACCAUCAAGAUGAUCUUCAUCAUCAUGGCCUUUACCCUCUGUUGGUUCCCCCUCAACGUCUACACCGUCCUGCUCAUCGGCCAACGUGUCCAAUUCAACAACACCCUCUACUUUGCCUUCCACUGCGUGGCCGUGAGCAGCACCUGUUGGAACCCCUUCAUCUACUGUUGGAUGGACAACAGGUUCCGCUCCAACCUCAUGACCCUUCUGGCCAAGUGUGGGUGGAGAAGGAGGAGAGGAGGCAAGAUCCUGGUGCUCACCGCGGCCAGCGGAGACGGGAGGCAGGAUCUUGAAAUUGGAGUUUGA
This is a messenger RNA of Amblyraja radiata (thorny skate), 674 nucleotides long. RefSeq names its product probable G-protein coupled receptor 83. Gene Ontology annotation, biological process: neuropeptide signaling pathway. Gene Ontology annotation, cellular component: plasma membrane. Gene Ontology annotation, molecular function: neuropeptide receptor activity. NCBI's taxonomy places the organism in Eukaryota, Metazoa, Chordata, Chondrichthyes, Rajiformes, Rajidae. The transcript has 2 exons. The record is from RefSeq and is a predicted model, not a curated record. Bases 42 to 674 code for a protein of 210 amino acids.